CAAACUGCGGAGUAGGGUUUUAAACUUAAUUACCUCAAAACUUUGAGUCCCUCUUCCGUCCGAGAGAGAGCGAGAGAAAGGUAGGAAAGAUGGUGCAGAGAGUGACUUACAGGAAGCGCCAUAGCUAUGCCACCAAAUCCAACCAACACCGUGUCGUCAAAACCCCUGGUACUAAUCCUACUUCUUUACUUUUAUUAUUUGUGAUGAUUCAUCCCAUUUUAACUACUACUCCCUCUAUCCCAGGUGGGAAGUUGGUGUAUCAGACAACCAAGAAGAGGGCUAGUGGUCCUAAGUGCCCCGUCACUGGAAAGAGGAUUCAGGGGAUUCCACAUUUGAGACCAACAGAGUAUAAGAGAUCCAGAUUGUCUAGGAACAGGAGGACUGUGAAUCGUGCCUAUGGUGGAGUUUUGUCUGGAGGAGCAGUGAGGGAAAGGAUUGUCCGAGCUUUCUUGGUGGAAGAGCAAAAAAUUGUUAAGAAGGUUUUGAAGAUCCAAAAAACCAAAGAAAAAUUGGCAGCUAAGAGCUAAGCAGAGAGUUUUUAGGGAAUUUUCUUUUAAGUUUUAAUGAAAUUUUGACAUUCAAGUGUUUACUAUAUGUGUGUGCUACAAAUGACUUGAUUGCUACAACAAUUUGAGGAGCAUUUUGCUUUA
Molecule: messenger RNA, 650 nt
Organism: Lycium ferocissimum
Lineage: Eukaryota; Viridiplantae; Streptophyta; Magnoliopsida; Solanales; Solanaceae
Product: large ribosomal subunit protein eL34
Exons: 3
Coding region: 90-527 (145 amino acids)
Biological process (GO): translation; ribosome biogenesis
Cellular component (GO): cytosolic large ribosomal subunit; ribosome
Molecular function (GO): structural constituent of ribosome
Source: RefSeq, a predicted model, not a curated record